Otolemur garnettii (small-eared galago) is the source of this 941-nucleotide messenger RNA. RefSeq names its product aquaporin-8. The transcript is spliced from 6 exons. The record is from RefSeq and is a predicted model, not a curated record. The coding region runs from base 65 to 850 and encodes 261 amino acids. NCBI's taxonomy places the organism in Eukaryota, Metazoa, Chordata, Mammalia, Primates, Galagidae. Gene Ontology annotation, molecular function: water channel activity. Gene Ontology annotation, biological process: water transport; transmembrane transport. Gene Ontology annotation, cellular component: plasma membrane.
GGACAGCAGGUGCGGGUUUCCCAACAGCUAAGGCCAGAUCCUGGGUUUGUGCUAUCGCGUGUUGAUGUCUGGAGAGAUAACCAUGUGUGACUCUGAGUUUGGCAAUGGCAAGGCAAAGGAGCCAAGUAUAUCUGGAAAGUGGCACAUGUCCUGGUACGAGCGGCUGCUGCAGCCCUGCCUGGUUGAGCUGCUGGGCUCUGCCCUCUUCAUCUUCAUCGGAUGCCUGUCUGUUAUUGAGAAUAGCCCAAACACUGGAGUGCUGCAACCAGCCCUGGCCCACGGGCUGGCCCUGGGGCUCAUCAUCGCCACGCUGGGGAAUAUCAGUGGGGGCCACUUUAACCCUGCGGUGUCCCUGGCGGCCAUGCUGAGCGGAGGCCUCACCCUGAUGAUGCUCCUUCCCUACUGGAUCUGCCAGCUGCUCGGGGGGCUGCUUGGGGCUGCCCUGGCCAAGGCGGUGAGUCCUGAAGAGCGGUUCUGGAAUGCAACUGGGGCAGCCUUUGUGACAGUCCAGGAGCAGAGGCAGGUGGCAGGGGCAUUGGGUGCAGAGAUCAUUCUGACAACACUGCUGGUCCUGGCUGUGUGCAUGGGUGCUAUCAAUGAGAAGACCAAGAGCCCUCUGGCCCCAUUCUCCAUUGGCUUCUCCGUCACUGUGGACAUCCUGGCUGGGGGUGCUGUGUCUGGAGCCUGCAUGAACCCAGCCCGUGCCUUUGGACCUGCUGUGAUCGCCAACUACUGGCGCUUCCACUGGAUCUACUGGCUGGGCCCACUCCUGGCUGGCCUGCUUGUGGGACUACUCAUAAGGUUCUUCAUUGGAGAUGAGAAAACUCGUCUCAUCCUCAAGGGACGGUGAAGCAGAGCUGGUGGGAUCCCUGCUGCUACUGGUGCCCUCAGCUGAGCCACCCCAUGCUUAGGACAGGACAGCUUCUGCACUUCCUGCCAGG